This is a messenger RNA of Maylandia zebra (zebra mbuna), 3231 nucleotides long. The record is from RefSeq and is a predicted model, not a curated record. NCBI's taxonomy places the organism in Eukaryota, Metazoa, Chordata, Actinopteri, Cichliformes, Cichlidae.
AUGGAGAAGCCCUCACCAGUGCAGCUGCUUGAAAUGUUGAAGAAACUGGGAGAGGAGGAGCUGAAGCUUUUCCACUUUUACCUGCAGUAUGAACCUGGAGGUGACUUCACCAAAAUCUAUAAGAGCCUGCUGGAGAACGCAGACAGACUGAAAACAGUAGAAGUGAUGGUGCAGGCGUAUUCAGACCACGUGAUCGAGGUGGCGAGGUCGAUUUUAAAGAAGAUGAAUGCAGAGGCUCUUCAAAACUGUCAGCUUAAAUUCAAGUCUAACCUGGUAGAGCAGUUCCAGUGUGUGUUUGAGGGGAUCGCUAAAGCAGGAAACCCAACCCUUCUGAAUCAGAUCUACACAGAGCUCUACAUCACAGAGGGAGGGACUGCAGAGGUCAAUAAUGAACAUGAGGUCAGACAGAUGGAAACAGCAUCCAGGAAACCAGACAGACCAGAAACAACCAUCAGACAAGAAGACAUCUUUAAAGCCUCAUCUGAAAGAAAUAAACCAAUCAGAACAGUGCUGACAAAGGGAGUGUCUGGCAUUGGGAAAACAGUCUUAACACAGAAAUACACCCUGGACUGGGCUGAAGACAAAGCCAACCAGGACAUCCAGUUCAUAUUUCCAUUCACUUUCAGAGAGCUGAAUGUGCUGAAAGAGGAAAAGUUCAGCUUGGUGGAACUUGUUCAUCACUUCUUUACUGAAACCAAAGAAGCAGGAAUCUGCAGCUUUGAAGACUUCCAGGUUGUGUUCAUCUUUGAUGGUCUGGAUGAGUGUCGACCUCCUCUGGACUUCCACAAAACUACAAUCCUAACUGACCCUAGAAAGUCCACCUCAGUGGAUGCGCUGCUGAUAAACCUCAUCAGGGGGAAACUGCUUCCCUCUGCUCGCCUCUGGAUAACCACACGACCUGCAGCAGCCAAUCAGAUCCAUCCACAGUGUGUUGGCAGAGUGACAGAGAUCAGAGGGUUCAUUGACCCACAGAAGGAGGAGUACUUCAGGAAGAGAUUCAGAGAUGAGGAGCAGGCCAGCAGGAUCAUCUCCCACAUCAAGACAUCACGAAGCCUCCACAUCAUGUGCCACAUCCCAGUCUUCUGCUGGAUCACUGCUACAGUUCUGGAGGAUGUGCUGGAAACAAGAGAGGGAGGAGAGCUGCCCAAGACCCUGACUGAGAUGUACAUCCACUUCCUGGUGGUUCAGGCCAAGGUGAAGAAGGUCAAGUAUGAUGGAGGAGCCGAGACAGAUCCACACUGGAGUCCAGAGAGCAGGAAGAUGAUUGAAUCUCUGGGAAAACUGGCCUUUGAUCAACUGCAGAAAGGAAACCUGAUCUUCUAUGAAUCAGACCUGACAGAGUGUGGCAUCGAUAUCAGAGCAGCAUCAGUGUGUUCGGGAGUGUUCACACAGAUUUUUAAAGAGGAGAGAGGACUGUACCAGGACAAGGUUUUCUGCUUCAUCCAUUUGAGCAUCCAGGAAUUUCUGGCUGCUCUUCAUGUCCACCUGACUUUGAUCAACUCUGGACUCAAUCUGCUGGAAGAUGAACAAACAACCUCCCUGAAGUCUGAAAUGAAAGAAUAUUCAGAGAAACACUUCUACCAGAAUGCUGUGAACAAAGCUUUAGAGAGUACAAAUGGACACCUGGACUUGUUUCUCCGCUUCCUCCUGGGUCUUUCACUGCAGACCAGUCAGACUCUUCUACGAGGCCUGCUGACACAGACAGGAAGUAACUCACAGUCCAAUAAGAAAACAGUCCAGUACAUCAAGGAGAAGCUCAGUGAGAAGCUGUCUGCAGAGGAAAGCAUCAGUCUGUUCCACUGUCUGAAUGAACUGACUGAUCGUUCUCUAGUGGAGGAGAUCCAACAGCGCAUGAGUACAGGACUUCUCUCCGCAAAUUAUCUGUCUCCUGCUCAGUGGUCAGCUCUGGUCUUCAUCUUACUGUCAUCAGAAGAAGAUCUGGAUGUGUUUGACCUGAAGAAAUACUCUGCUUCAGAGGAGGCUCUUCUGAGGCUGCUGCCAGUGGUCAAAGCCUCCAACCAAGCUCUGCUGAGUGUCUGUAAACUGUCAGAAGAAAGUUGUCAAGCUCUGUCCUCAGUUCUCAGCUCCCAGUCUUCUAGUUUGAGAGAGCUGGACCUGAGUAUCAACAGCCUAAAUCAUUCAGGCGUGAAGCUUCUGUCUGCAGCAAUAGAGAGUCCACAUUGUAAACUGAAUACUCUCAGAAUGAGUCUUUGUAACCUCUCAGAGACAAGCUGUGAAACUCUUUCCUCAAUUCUCACCUCCCAGUCCUCUAUUCUGAGAGAGCUGGACCUGUGUAACACCAACCUGCAGGAUUCAGGAGUCAAGCUUCUGUCUGUUGCAGUGGAGAGUCCACAAUGUAACCUUGAAACUCUCAGGGUGGAGCCUGCUGGACUCCGAUGGUUGAGACCAGGUCUGCGGAAGUAUUCCUGCCAACUCACAAUCGACAAAAACACAGUUCACACAAACCUCCAACUGUCUGACAACAACAGGAAGGUGACACAUGUGAAGGAGGUUCAGUCAUAUCCUGAUCAUCCAGACAGAUUUGAUUAUUUCUGCCAGCUGCUGUGUAGAAAUGGUCUGACUGGUCGCUGUUACUGGGAGGUCGAGUGGAGAGGAAGGGUUGAUAUAGCAGUGAGUUACAGAAGAAUUAGAAGGAAACGAGAGUGUCAAUUAUCAAAAUCUGGUAUGUUUGCUACGCUUGCCAGUUUCUAUUCCCCAUACUGUAUGUUUGGACACAAUGAUCUGUCCUGGAGUCUGUGCUGCUCUGAUGAUGGUCCUCAUUCCGUCUGGCACAAUAAGUGGGAUACAUCCAUCUCCUCCUCCUCCUCCUCCUCCUCCUCCUCUGUCUCUAACAGAGUAGCAGUGUAUGUGGACUGUCCUGCUGGCACUCUGUCCUUCUACAGAGUCUCCUCUGACACUCUGAUCCACCUCCACACCUUCAACACCACAUUCACUGAAACUCUUUAUCCUGGGUUUUGGUUCAGAUCAAAGAUGGAGAAGGCCUUACCAGUGCAGCUGCUGGAAAUGUUGAAGGAUUUGGGAGAAGAGGACCUGAAGCUUUUCCACUUUUACCUGAAAUAUGAACCUGGAGCUGACUUCCCUAAAAUCUAUAAGUUCCAGCUGGAGAACGCAGACAGACUGAAAACAGUAGACGUGAUGGUGCAGGUGUAUUCAGACCAUGUGAUGGAGGUGGCGAGGUCGAUUUUAGGGAGGCUGAAAGGAGGUCAGUAA